This is a messenger RNA of Cervus elaphus (red deer), 15381 nucleotides long. It is a transcript of the gene BPTF, whose product is annotated as bromodomain PHD finger transcription factor. The transcript has 32 exons. The coding region runs from base 203 to 9790 and encodes 3195 amino acids. NCBI's taxonomy places the organism in Eukaryota, Metazoa, Chordata, Mammalia, Artiodactyla, Cervidae. Gene Ontology annotation, biological process: regulation of transcription by RNA polymerase II. Gene Ontology annotation, molecular function: RNA polymerase II cis-regulatory region sequence-specific DNA binding; zinc ion binding. The record is from RefSeq and is a predicted model, not a curated record. Gene Ontology annotation, cellular component: NURF complex.
ACAAGAUGGCGGCUGAAGGCGAUCCGGAGUGGGGCCCCAGCAAUUCGGAUUGAGCCUUCUCCCUCCACCCGCUUCCGCCGGCCGGGCCCCUCCCGCCCGGCCCCGCGGGCCUCCCCACCCGGCCCCGGCGCCCCCCACCGCCACCCCUCCGCCCGCCCCUCCCCCCUCCGCUUUCCCUUCUCCCCCCCGCCUCAGCUCCGACAUGAGGGGCCGGCGGGGCAGGCCGCCCAAGCAGCCCGCGGCUCCCGCUGCGGAGCGCUGCGCCCCGGCCCCGCCGCCGCCGCCGCCGCCGCCGCCCACGUCCGGACCCAUCGGGGGGCUCCGCUCGCGGCACCGCGGCAGCAGUCGGGGCAGGUGGGCCGCCGCCCAGGCUGAGGUGGCGCCCAAGACGCGGCUGAGCUCGCCCAGGGGGGGCAGCAGUAGCCGGAGGAAGCCGCCGCCGCCGCCGCCGCCGCCGCCGGCCCCCCCCAGCACCAGCGCCCCGGGCCGGGGGGGGCGAGGAGGCGGGGGCGGCAGGACAGGGGGCGGGGGCGGCGGCGGCCACCUGGCCCGGACCACCCCGGCCCGGAGGGCCGUCAACAAAGUGGUGUACGAUGACCACGAGAGCGAAGAGGAGGAGGAGGAGGAGGAGGACAUGGUCUCGGAGGAGGAGGAGGAGGAGGAGGACGGCGACGCCGAGGAGACCCAGGAUUCCGAGGACGACGAGGAGGAUGAGAUGGAGGAGGACGACGAUGACUCCGACUAUCCGGAGGAGAUGGAAGACGACGACGACGACGACGCCAGUUACUGCACGGAAAGCAGCUUCAGGAGCCAUAGCACCUAUAGCAGCACUCCAGGUAGGCGAAAACCGAGAGUACAUCGGCCUCGUUCUCCAAUAUUGGAAGAAAAAGACAUCCCGCCCCUUGAAUUUCCCAAGUCCUCUGAGGAUUUAAUGGUGCCUAACGAGCAUAUAAUGAAUGUUAUUGCCAUUUAUGAGGUAUUGCGGAACUUUGGCACGGUUCUAAGGUUAUCUCCUUUUCGCUUCGAGGACUUCUGUGCGGCUCUGGUGAGUCAAGAGCAGUGCACACUUAUGGCAGAGAUGCACGUCGUGCUUUUGAAAGCCGUCUUGCGUGAAGAAGACACUUCCAAUACUACCUUUGGACCCGCUGAUCUGAAAGACAGCGUGAAUUCCACGCUGUAUUUCAUCGAUGGCAUGACGUGGCCAGAGGUGCUGCGGGUGUACUGUGAGAGUGACAAGGAGUACCAUCACGUUCUUCCUUACCAAGAAGCAGAGGACUAUCCUUACGGACCAGUAGAGAACAAAAUCAAAGUUCUGCAGUUCUUAGUCGAUCAGUUUCUCACCACAAACAUCGCCCGUGAGGAGUUGAUGUCUGAAGGGGUGAUCCAGUACGACGACCACUGUCGGGUCUGUCACAAACUCGGGGAUUUGCUUUGCUGCGAGACCUGCUCGGCGGUGUACCAUUUGGAAUGUGUGAAGCCGCCGCUCGAGGAGGUGCCGGAGGAUGAGUGGCAGUGUGAAGUCUGUGUAGCACAUAAGGUGCCUGGUGUGACUGACUGCGUUGCUGAAAUCCAAAAAAACAAACCCUAUAUUCGACACGAACCUAUCGGAUAUGACAGAAGUCGGAGGAAAUACUGGUUCUUAAACCGAAGACUCAUAAUAGAAGAAGAUACAGAAAAUGAAAAUGAAAAGAAAAUUUGGUACUACAGCACAAAGGUCCAACUUGCAGAAUUAAUUGACUGUCUAGACAAAGAUUACUGGGAGGCAGAACUCUGCAAAAUUCUAGAAGAAAUGCGUGAAGAAAUCCACCGGCACAUGGACAUAACUGAAGACCUGACCAAUAAAGCUCGGGGCAGUAACAAAUCCUUUCUGGCGGCAGCUAAUGAAGAAAUUUUGGAAUCCAUAAGAGCCAAAAAGGGAGACAUUGAUAUUGUUAAAAGCCCAGAAGAAAUAGACAAGGACAAGAAUGAGACUGAAAAUAGUAACUCCAAAGAUGCUGAGAAAAGCAGAGAGGAGUUUGAAGACCAGAUUGUUGAAAAAGACAGUGAUGACAGACCACCAGAUGACAUCGAUCCUGAGCAAGGAAAAUCUGAGGAGCCAACAGAAGUUGGGGAUAAAGGUAACUCUGUGUCAGCAAAUCUUGGCGACAACACAACAAAUGCUUCUUCCGAAGAGACUGUUCCCUCUGAAGGGAGGAGUCCCAUGGGGUGUGUCUCAGAAACCCACGAUAGCAGCAACAUGGCAGAGAAGAAGGUGGCAUCUGAGCUCCCCCAGGACGUGCCAGAAGAACCUAGCAAGACAUGUGACAGCAAUAAGACUAGUGCUACCACUGCCUCCAUCCAGCCUGAUCUGGAGCACGGUAACACCAGCAGUGAGCUAAACUCUUCCCAGAGUGAAUCUGCUAAGGCAGCUGAUGACCCUGAAAAUGGAGAAAGAGAAUCCCAUACACCUGUCUCUAUUCAAGAAGAGAUAGGUGAUUUCAAAUCAGAAAAGUCUAAUGGGGAAGUCAGUGAGUCUCCUGGAGGAGGAAGAGGAGCAUCUGGUUCAACUCGGAUUAUCACCAGGUUACGGAACCCAGACAGCAAACUGAGUCAGCUGAAGAGCCAGCAGGUGGCCGCCGCAGCCCAUGAAGCAAAUAAAUUGUUUAAGGAGGGGAAAGAGGUACUGGUAGUUAACUCUCAAGGAGAAAUUUCACGGUUGAGCACCAAAAAGGAGGUGGUCAUGAAGGGAAACAUCAACAAUUAUUUUAAGUUGGGUCAAGAGGGGAAGUAUCGCGUCUACCACAAUCAGUACUCCACCAAUUCAUUUGCUUUGAAUAAGCAUCAGCACAGAGAAGACCACGAUAAGAGAAGACAUCUUGCACAUAAAUUCUGCCUGACUCCAGCUGGAGAGUUCAAAUGGAAUGGUUCUGUCCAUGGGUCCAAAGUUCUUACCAUAUCUACUCUGAGACUGACUAUCACCCAGUUGGAAAACAAUAUCCCUUCCUCCUUUCUUCAUCCCAAUUGGGCUUCGCACAGGGCAAAUUGGAUCAAGGCUGUUCAGAUGUGUAGCAAACCCAGAGAAUUUGCGUUGGCUUUAGCUAUUUUGGAGUGUGCGGUUAAGCCAGUUGUGAUGCUGCCAAUAUGGCGGGAAUCUUUAGGACAUACCAGGUUACAUAGAAUGACAUCAAUUGAAAGAGAAGAAAAGGAGAAAGUCAAAAAAAAGGAGAAAAAACAAGAAGAGGAAGAAACAAUGCAACAAGCUACAUGGGUAAAAUACACAUUUCCAGUUAAACAUCAGGUUUGGAAACAAAAAGGAGAGGAAUACCGAGUAACAGGAUAUGGUGGUUGGAGCUGGAUUAGUAAAACUCAUGUUUAUAGGUUUGUUCCUAAAUUGCCAGGCAAUACCAAUGUGCAUUACAGAAAGUCAGUAGAAGGAGUUAAAAAUAACAUGGAUGAAAAUAUGGAUGAAUCAGAUAGAAGGAAAAGUCCACGAAGUCCAAAAAAGAUAAAAACAGAACCAGAUUCUGAGAAAGGCGAGGUAAAAGACUCUGAUGCUGCAAAAGGAUCAGACCAAAGUGAAAUGGACAUUUCAAAGGUUACUGACAAGAAGGAUCAAGAUGUAAAAGAAGUUUUAGAUUCUGACAAUGAUAAAUCCUUUAAAGAAGAACCAAUGGAAAUAGAUGAUGAUGUGAAAACAGAGUCCCAUGUAAAUUGUCAGGAAAGCUCUCAAGUAGAUGUGGUCAAUGUCAGUGAGGGUUUUCAUCUAAGGACUAGUUAUAAAAAGAAAAUCAAAUCAUCCAAACUAGAUGGACUUCUGGAAAGGAGAAUUAAACAGUUUACACUGGAAGAAAAACAACGCCACGAAAAAAUGAAGUUGGAGGGUGGUAUUAAAGGUUCAGGAAAGACCCCUACAAGUUCUGUGAAAAGUCUGUCUGAGUCAUCAGUCAUAACGAAAGUAAAAGAAGGAUGUCAGAGUGACUUGCUUACACAAGAACAGAGCUCUAACACAAGUAACGAUAAAUCCGAAGACUCAAUUCGGGGAUAUUCACAGAGUGAUUCCUCAAUUCUUGGAAUCAGUGACCCUGAUCAUACAGCAAACAAACUUUAUUCAAAAGAUCAAAUGUUAGAGGAUGUCUCCAUUCAGAGCACAGAGACACACUGUCAAAAACAAAAUUCUAUUCGAAAUGACAUGGAUGAGGGUCUCUCUGACCCUGCCAGUGAAGGCCAGGAGCCCAGUAAGAUUAAAACAAAAGGAACUGAUUUUCUCAUUGAUGACUCUAAAUUAGCCAGCACAGAUGAAAUUGGCACUUUGAUCUAUAAGAACAGAAAACCAUUCAUACAGGAAGAUAAUGACACCACUGUGUGUCCCUCCCAGAGCCCUUUGCUUCCAUCAGUACCUAAAAGUACUGAUGAUAGAGAUAUCCCGUCUCUGUCAAAAGCAAUAGACUUUGAAGGAAAACUGGGAUGUGACUCUGAAUAUAAUAGCACUUUGGAAAAUAGUUCUGAUACUAUGUCUGUUCAGGACAGCAGUGAAGAAGAUAUGAUUGUUCAAAAUAGCAAUGAAAGUAUUUCUGAACAGUUAAUAACUCAAGAACAAGGUAGUGAAGGCUUUGAACCACUGAAACGUGAAUUUGUUUCAGAUAAGACUACUGGAAGCUGUGAUGACAGGCUGCAGGGUAAGGUAAAUGAUGCAAAUGGUAGAAAGCCAAGUCAAGAUCAGAAAUUAGAGGAGAGACCACUUAAUAAAUGUAUUGAUCAAAACAGUCUGAAAAGUGUCACUGAUAAAAAGAAUAAUGAAAACCGAGAGUCUGAAAAGAAAGGACAGAAAGCAAGUACCUUUCAAAUAAAUGGAAAAGAUAAUAAACCUAAAGUAUAUUUGAAAGGUGAAUGCUUGAGAGACAUCUCCGAGAGUAAAAUAGGAAGUGGUGACGUUGAACCAAAGGUUAAUAAUAUAAAUAAAAUUAUUCCUGAAAACGAUAUCAAGCCUUUGACUGUUAAAGAAUCUGCUGUAAAACCAUUCAUGAAUGGUGAUGUCAUCAUGGAAGAUUUUAAUGAAAAAAACAACUUGGAAACAAAAUCAUGUCUACUGAGGUCUUCGGGUGCUGAAGGUGACUACCAUGAUAGCCUGGAGACACUGCCAUCAACCAAAGAGUCUGAGAGUGCCCAGGCCACCAUGCCUCUGCCGUCUUGUCCAGAAGGCAGUUCAUCCAAUCAGGUAGAAGAUAUGGAAAUUGACACCUCCAAAGUUAAGAAAGUUACUUCGUCCCCUAUUACUUCUGGAGAGGAAUCUAACCUCAGUAAUGAUUUUAUUGAUGAAAAUGGCCUGUCCACCAACAAAGAUGAAAAUGUCAAUGGAGAACCUAAAAGAAAAACAGUCAUCACAGAAGUCACCACCAUGACAUCCACAGUGGCCACAGAAUCAAAAACUGUGAUUAAGGUAGCAAAGGGUGAUAAGCAGACCGUGGUCUCUUCCACGGAAAACUGCGCCAAGUCGACCGUCACGACCACCACGACAACCGUGACCAAGCUCUCCACGCCCUCUGCAGGCAGUGACGUGGACAUCAUCUCUGUGAAGGAGCAGAGCAGAACUGUGGUCACCACAACAGUGACCGACUCACUGACCACCGCGGGAGGCACUCUGGUAACGUCUAUGACCGUGAGCAAAGAAUAUUCCACCAGGGACAAAGUGAAACUCAUGAAGUUUUCAAGACCCAAGAAGACUCGUUCAGGUACAGCUCUGCCAUCAUACAGAAAGUUUAUCACCAAGAGCAGCAAGAAGAGCAUAUUUGUUUUGCCCAAUGAUGACCUAAAAAAAUUGGCCAGAAAAGGAGGAAUCCGAGAAGUCCCUUAUUUUAAUUACAAUGCAAAACCUGCCUUGGAUAUAUGGCCAUAUCCUUCUCCUAGACCAACCUUUGGUAUCACUUGGAGGUAUAGGCUUCAGACUGUGAAGUCCUUAGCUGGAGUGAGUCUCAUGUUGCGGUUACUGUGGGCAAGUCUGAGAUGGGAUGACAUGGCAGCUAAGGCUCCUCCGGGAGGAGGGACCACACGGACAGAAACAUCAGAAACUGAAAUCACAACGACAGAAAUAAUUAAGAGGCGAGAUGUUGGUCCUUAUGGCAUUCGAUCUGAAUAUUGUAUCAGGAAAAUCAUUUGCCCCAUUGGAGUUCCAGAAGCACCAAAAGAAACACCUACACCUCAGAGGAAAGGCCUUCGAUCAAGUGCGUUGCGGCCGAAGAGACCAGAAACGCCCAAGCAAACUGGCCCUGUUAUUAUCGAAACCUGGGUGGCCGAGGAAGAGCUGGAAUUAUGGGAGAUCAGGGCAUUUGCUGAAAGAGUGGAGAAAGAAAAGGCACAAGCAGUUGAGCAACAGGCUAAGGUUAGUGAACAGAAGAAGGCAGAGGACUUCAAGGCCCAAAUGGAGGCUCACCUCAAACAGCAGCGAUUGGCUGCCCAGCAGAAACGAUUGGAACAGCAGAAGCCUACAGUGAUUGCAGCUUCUACUACUUCCCCAACAAACAGUACAACUAGUACCAUCUCUCCAGCACAGAAAGUCAUGGUGGCCCCCAUAAGUGGCUCGGUUACAACUGGAACUAAAAUGGUACUAACUACUAAAGUUGGAUCUCCCGCUACAGUAACAUUCCAGCAGAACAAGAACUUUCAUCAAACAUUUGCCACCUGGGUUAAGCAAGGCCAGUCAAAUUCAGCCACCAGCACAGCUGCCACAUCUGCUACAACCAUUGCCAGCACAGGUCAGACGUUCCAAAUUACAGGCAAUCCAGUCACUAUGGCAGGAAAAGUAAUUACCAAACUUCCACUUCCUGCAAACAGCAAGAUUGUCGCUGUAAAUGUGCCGGCAACACAAGGAGGCGUUGUUCAAGUACAGCAGAAAGUCCUGGGUAUCAUUCCAUCGAGUACAGGUACAAGUCAGCAAACCUUUACUUCAUUCCAGCCCAGGACAGCAACAGUCACCAUUAGGCCCAAUACCUCAGGCUCUGGAGGAACCACAACUGCUUCCCAAGUCAUCACAGGGCCUCAGAUCCGCCCUGGUAUGACGGUGAUUAGAACUCCACUCCAGCAGUCAACUCUAGGAAAGGCAAUUAUUCGGACACCUGUGAUGGUGCAGCCAGGUGCUCCUCAGCAGGUGGUGACACAGAUCAUCAGAGGGCAGCCUGUUUCCACUGCGAUCUCUGCCCCUAGUACUGUUUCCUCCACACCUGCACAGAAGGGGUUAACUUCAGGACCAUCCACCCCGAGUCUGCAGCCUUCAACCUCACAGCCGCCUCGUCCCCAGCAAGGACAGGUGAAACUGACCAUGGCUCAGCUCACUCAGUUAACACAGGGCCACGGUGGCAAUCAAGGUUUGACAGUAGUCAUUCAAGGACAAGGUCAGACUACUGGGCAGUUGCAGUUGAUACCUCAAGGGGUGACUAUACUUCCGGGCCCAGGACAGCAGCUGAUGCAGGCUGCGAUGCCAAACGGUACCGUCCAGCGGUUCCUCUUCACCCCGCUGGCAACCACAGCCGCCGCCGCCAGCAGCACCACCACCACCGUCUCCACUACAGCAGCAGGUACAAGUGAACAAAGACAGAGUAAAUUAUCGUCCCCGACACAGGUGCAGCCAGCCAAAAGCCUGCCUCCAGCUCCGUCGAGCGUGAGUCCUCCAGAAGCCCAGCCUCAGCCUGCGCAGCCCGCUCAGCCUCCAGCUCAGCCUUCAGCCCAGCCCCAGCCCCAAACCCAGCCCCCAGCCCCAGCUCAGCCUGAAACUCAGACUCAGCCUGAAGUUCAGACCCAAACAACUGUGGCCUCCCAUGUCCCUCCUGAAGCACAGCCCACCCAAGCACAGUCCUCCAAACCCCAGGUUGCAGGACAGUGUCCGCCUCAGAGUAAUGUCCAAGGACAGUCUCCUGCUCGCGUCCAGAGCCCACCACAGAUUCGAGUACGUCCAUCGACGCCAUCCCAAGUGUCUCCCGGACAGCAGGCCCAGGGUCAGACUACAGCCUCCCAACCGAUUCCAAUCCAGCCACAUACAUCUCUUCCGACACCUUCCCAGGGCCAGCCACAGUCACAACCCCAGGUACAGUCUUCAACUCAAACUCUUUCACCAGGACAAGCGUUAAGUCAAGUUACUGUUCCGUCCCCGCCCCGCCCUCCGCUCCAAGCACCGCAGCCUCCGCCCCAGGUCCUGGCUGUGCCGCAGCUGCCGCCACAAGUCCAGGUUCUCUCCCAGAUCCAGUCACAGGUUGUGGCUCAGAUACAGGCUCAGCAAGGGGGUGUGCCCCAGCAGAUCAAGCUCCAGCUGCCCGUUCAGAUUCAGCAGAGCAGCCCUGUGCAGACUCACCACAUUCAGAAUGUGGUUACAGUGCAGGCAGCCAGUGUGCAAGAGCAGUUGCAGAGGGUUCAGCAACUCAGGGAUCAGCAGCAAAAGAAGAAGCAGCAACAGAUAGAAAUUAAGCGGGAACACACCCUCCAAGCUUCUAAUCAAAGUGAAAUCAUUCAGAAACAGGUGGUGAUGAAGCAUAAUGCUGUAAUAGAACAUUUAAAACAGAAAAAGACCAUGACUCCAGCUGAAAGAGAAGAGAAUCAAAGAAUGAUUGUCUGUAACCAGGUGAUGAAGUAUAUUUUGGAUAAGAUAGAUAAAGAAGAAAAACAGGCAGCAAAAAAACGGAAGCGAGAAGAGAGUGUGGAACAGAAACGUAGCAAACAGAAUGCCAGCAAGCUCUCUGCACUGCUCUUCAAGCACAAAGAGCAACUCAAAGCUGAAAUACUGAAAAAGAGAGCACUGCUAGACAAAGAUCUACAAAUUGAAGUGCAGGAAGAGCUCAAGAGGGACCUGAAAAUUAAGAAGGAAAAAGACAUGGUGCAGGCCGCAGCAGUAGCUGCCACCUGCCCCGCGGCCCCACCUGCACCUCCGGCCCCUCCGCCUUCGCCUCCGCCUCCGCCUCCCCCCCAGCACCCGGGCCCCCUGGCCACGGCCACGCCCACGCUGCCCGUGGCUUCCCAGAAAAGGAAGCGGGAAGAGGAGAGAGACUCCAACUCCAAGUCCAAGAAGAAGAAAAUGAUCUCUACUACCUCAAAGGAAACUAAGAAGGACACAAAGCUUUAUUGUAUCUGUAAAACGCCUUACGAUGAAUCUAAGUUCUAUAUUGGCUGUGAUCUUUGUACUAACUGGUAUCAUGGAGAAUGUGUUGGCAUCACAGAAAAGGAGGCUAAGAAAAUGGAUGUGUACAUCUGUAAUGAUUGUAAACGGGCACAAGAGGGCAACAGUGAGGAAUUGUACUGUAUCUGCAGAACACCUUAUGAUGAGUCACAAUUUUAUAUUGGCUGUGAUCGGUGUCAGAAUUGGUACCAUGGGCGCUGCGUUGGCAUCUUGCAAAGUGAGGCAGAGCUCAUUGACGAGUAUGUCUGUCCACAGUGCCAGUCAACAGAAGAUGCCAUGACAGUGCUCACGCCGCUCACAGAGAAAGAUUACGAGGGUCUGAAGAGGGUGCUGCGAUCUUUACAGGCCCAUAAGAUGGCCUGGCCUUUCCUUGAACCAGUGGAUCCUAACGACGCACCAGAUUAUUAUGGUGUUAUUAAGGAACCUAUGGACCUUGCCACCAUGGAAGAAAGAGUACAAAGAAGAUAUUAUGAGAAGCUGACGGAAUUUGUAGCAGAUAUGACCAAAAUUUUUGAUAAUUGUCGUUACUACAAUCCAAGUGACUCCCCUUUUUACCAGUGUGCAGAAGUUCUUGAAUCAUUCUUUGUACAGAAAUUGAAAGGAUUCAAGGCUAGCAGGUCUCAUAACAACAAACUGCAGUCUACAGCUUCUUAAAGUUCAGCGUGUUAACCUAACAUAAAACACAGCAAGAAUCUGGUUGUCUGAACUAUUUUAAAAUUAAGGAGCCAGAUGUUUUUAGUCAGGUUAUCCUGACAAGACUUGACCUAAACUUCGUUUUUAUUGGUCAUAACAGUCCAAUUAUAUUCUUGGCCAAUUUUGUCCAACGGACAAGGGAAAAGCAAAGUCAACGACACCAUUAUCUUGUCAAGAUCAAAUGGUUUUACUAUUGUGGCAGAAGCGGGAAAACUUUGUUUAUUGAAAAAAAAGAAAGCAAGAAAAAAAAAAAGAUAAUAUGGGGUCAAGUGUAACUCCAUGGAAAUGCCACGUCUGCUCUUCAGUGAAGAAGCUGGUUUAGAGUCUCACAGAAAACUUUCGACUGUAUUUAUUUAUUGUUGCAAAAAAGACGCUUUUUUAUUGCUGCCCUCAUUUGUCAGCUAAUUAUUUUUUCUUAUAAAAUCCAGCCCCGGUUACAUGUAAUCCAUUCUGUAUCUUAUCAUGAUUCCUGUAGGUAAAAGUACAAGACGACCUCUAGAUGUCUUUUCUUUCUAUGAAAGGAGCUGCUAUGUACACAUGUGCACACACACAUACACACACACACACACACACACAACUGGGAAUCAACAAUGAGUUUAUUGUUCAUAGUAGAUAAAAAUUAAGCUUGCAUAAAGGUUGGGCUAAGUGGUCCUGGAUUACAGACUCUGUUGCCUUGAAUAUAACAGAACAAUUUGUCAUUUACUCUGCACCAGGCUAAAAUGAGUAAAAUCUAUUUGAAGGUAUCUUGUUUGUAAACAUUUGUCAGAUUCUAAUUUUUUUUCUUUUUGUAUUAAAAUUCAACUAUGGAUGUAUAUGAAACAAAAUAAAUGGAGAUCAUUUUUCUCCCACAGAUGGUGUCUUUGAAUGUGCGCUAAUGAUUCUCCGUAAGCCUUUGAGGGGAAAGGGAGGGCUGCAAGGUAGAAAAAUAAAAAGGCAGAAGGAUCUGAUUGUACCUGGAUUUCUCCAGGGCAGUAGUGCUCCUAAAUUUUACAGUUCCCAGCCCACUGUCAUCAUGUCAAAGAACAAUAUUCAGCGGUGCUAAUCCUGUUGCAUCAAUUGAUCAGACUGAUUUUUUUAAAAAAAGAUAAUGUGACAGAAUACACGUUGCCUUCAUCUAUACGUUUUAUGAUACCAGGCAGAUUACCCUUUACAGACUGCUACUUACAUUUUAUGAAGGGCAUUUUUUUUUUAAUGACUCAUCCUUUCUGUAUUUGUUGGUCAGUUGAGUUGUUCGGGGUUUUUUCCCACAUAAGAAAAAGUAGUGUAAGCAGUAGGGGAAAAUGGAAACCUCAGAGGAAGGUGUAGUUUGCAUGUUUUUCCUUUCAGUGUUUUAAUCUUAAACGUCGUAUUUCUGCAUUGUCAUAAUCACUUCUAUGAGAUCUGCCAUAGUUGGUUUAUGCAGCUUUGCAAAAAUUUUACUAGAUUUUGCACUAAUUCAUAUUAGCUUUGUCUUACCAGGUUCUGAAAUUUUAUCUAAUUGUUGUUUUUUAAGUUUCCUCUGUUUAAUAUCACCCUGCUAUGCAAAACCUUCCCAGACCUUAGUUUCUUAAAAGAAAGACGUUACUGCAGUUCCAAAUUAUUUCUUAUUACAGGCUCAGGUGUACAAGUUAUUCUGGGUUAAUUUUAUCUAAUGAAGCCCAUUCCUUUUUGUACAUAAAAAUGUCACUUACAAACUAAAGAGACUAAUUGUUCAACAUUGAAAACAUGGAAACAAAGUUUUUGCUUAAAAUAUUAACAUGAAAGUAGUCAAACAUAGGUUAAAUUUUGUCCUUUUGCUUUUAAAAAAAAAUGUUACAUAUUGUAUGCACUGUGCUGAUGCAAGAAUCCUACAUUUUAAUGAAUUAUGAAAUUAUUUUGCAUCUCAUCACAUCACAGUAUUUCUGUACUAUUUAUUCAUAUAUAUAGAUAUAUAUGGGCUUAAUCACUUAAAACGUUGCGUCAAGAACUUUCCUAUCUGUAGGCAAUAGAUUGCUAUGUUUUUAACAGAUUGUGGCAAAUUUAAACAGCAAUUCUUUUUGUACGUAAUAGGACAUUUCAUCCUAGAAAAAUAAAGUAAUGUUUUUGACGUUGGAUUUGGUGCAGUUUCUAAUGAAACAGUGGUUGGUUGGUUAAUAUAUUUUCUGUAGAUGUUGAUAUUGCCAAAUUGUAUAAAAAUGGUACAUUUUGUGGGAAUCCUUGGACCAGGAAGAUGUUAAUUUCAUAAGUGUAUUUAAUAGUAUAAAGCCUCUUGUGAUUUCUAUCACCAUAUAAAUACAUAGACAUUUUAUAGUUUUAUCAACUACAGAGCUUUAGUCUUUGAAAAGUAAUUUUUGGGAAAACACGCCUUCUUAUAUACACAUAAUGAGUUUCAAAAGCUGCUUUUCUAUGAGUAUUUGAUAAGCUUCUGCUACUCAAUAAAGUAUACAUAAUACAACUAUUUUGCUUUCAAUUAUCCAAGUACUAGAAUGCACAUUUGUUACACUGUUAGGGUUUUUCUACCCAGCCUUUGGACUUGUGUGUGUGUGUAUAUAUAUAGAUAUGUUUACUUUGCAUCAACAGAUUUCCUUGGCUAGAAGUAUUUUCAUUGCUUGUUAUAUUUCAUCUGCCAAGUUCACAAUCUUUGAAACCAUUUCAUAAAAAGUAUUUUCAUAAUAUUGGUAAGGUUUUUUUCCUCCUACCCAAACUCUGCAGGAUUUGUAUUUUAGUUAAUGUCCUGCGGUAGUUCCAAAAAAAGUGAACUUUCAGAGAUAUUUUCUAAAGUAAAACAAUUACUUUUUUAUAUUUCAAGUGGCCUGGAGUGUUAUUAAAGAGACAGUGAGAUUUGCUGCUGUUUGUAAUCUACCUUCCUGGAGUCUGCAAAUAAAAAGUUCUUUCCCUGUUUCUCUUCCUUUGUUAGGCAAACUCCCUACAUCUUUGUGUUUCUGAUACCAGAGCAGCGCGGUGACCUCUUAAGUCUACACACGUAGCCUCAUGACUGAGGCCAUUACCCAUGAGUGUCAGAGUUUGUCCCUAAAAUCAAAGUGGUGGCCUCUCAGGAACAACGUAAUGUCUUACAAGUACUUGGGGAGAAGUUUUUAGUGAAUUGAAAUACAAAGUACUUCUGGAUACUUGGAAUAAGAUACCACAAAAGACAUUUCUAGAAGAUCACACCCCACUUGAUCCAAUUUGGACCAGAUUCAACUAAAGAAAUAAGUGCUAUAAAUUUAAAAUGAUAAAGUCCACCUGAAAUUGAAGUUACCCGCUGUAGAUAGCGGGUCAGUUUUUGGCAGUGGUGGUUGAGUCACUAAGUCAUGUCCACCUCUUUGCAACCCCAUGGACCCCAUGCCUGCCCAGGCUCCUCUGUCCAUGGGGUAUCUUAGGCAAGAUCCUAGGAGGAGUUGCCAUUUCCUUUUCCAGGGCAUGUCCCCAACCCAGGGAUUGAACCCAUGUCUGCUUGGCAGGUGGAUUCUUGACCACUGAGCCACCUGGAAGGGCCAAGUCAGUUUUUAGGUGUUUGCAAAUACCUGUGUUUGAUGAACCUUAAAAAUUAUUUUGAGAAAAACAAACAGUGCCAAGUGAUGUCUUUAAGAGUUAAAAGCUAGUACAAAAGUGUAUAUGUUUUAUGGACCUUUUCCCUAUCAAAAGAAAAACACUUUUUUUCUGCUUGAGCUCCAACAGCUUAAUUGAAGGAGGAAUGUAUUGAGUUCCUCUUGAAGGCAACAGAAUAUUGUGCCCAAGAUCCUUUAGUCUCUGGAACACAAAACCCAUAUACUAAGAAAAAUCUUAUCAGUGGGACAGAAGGAUUCGGAACUACAGUAAAUUUGCAAGUUAAAAUUUUCCAUAAAAUUCAAAGAUUGUGUCCAAAGUACUAAUAUGGAGAUUCUUUGUAAACUGUUUUGCCUAACCUGGAAUUACCAGUCUGUUCUUCACUGCCUCCCAUCCAUAUCCCCACACAUACCACUUUUCGACCCCACCUGAGCCUCAGUCGUCUUUCACUGCAAACUUGGUCUUGAAUGAUGGCCUUAGUUUUAACAAGGCAGUUUCUAAAAAGUUGACAUGCUUGUGUUUGCCACAUUAACCAUGUGGCCUCUAAAGGACUUGUGUGUGUGAUUUCAAAACUUCUCAGAAACUAUUGUCAAUCUAAUCAAACCCUAACUCUCAGUCUUAUAUAAAAGUGAUUUUCCCCCCUCUCUUUUAAACCAGAGCUAUUUAUAACACUUCCCUUUAUACUCUUAAUAUCUGACCAUCCAACUAAUCAUUUACUUGGUCACAUUGUAAUCUUCCCCACCUUGUUACUCAGGAUCACCACUUAGCCAUUUGACAUUUACAAGUUUAGCUUUGCUUUUUUGACUGGUGCUACUUCUGUCUUAGUUAAUUUCUGUCCUAAAGAAAACUAAUCCAGAAGCUCUUCUACUUGCAUACUCUAUAAUCUGUCAAUGGUUCAUUUAAUAAUGCAGUGGAUUCCCAAGAGGCAAUUCUAGGGUAAUUUUUAAUAAGCUUAGGCAAAACUCAUUCUCAGCAAACUCUCUAAAAAUCCUUCAGUUAAUGCUUUACCACAGAAUAGUCAGAGCCUCUCAACUUUUUGCCUCCUUGGGACAAAUAAGGUAACAGUAUCUCAUCACAGGCAGAUAUGUUUUAGGCUGUGAAGUCACUGUGCUGUCCUGACAUCGUGUGUGUAUAUGAUGCUUCUUUGAGGCCAUUACAGACUGACACAGCUUGAACUCCAGUGCAUCUCCUUUGAGCCCAAAUGUGCUGUUUUUCUCUUCAGUGCAGUUCUUUAUUUUUCUUUAGGCAGUCAUCUUCAACCAAGGAUUAUCAGUGUCUCUAUUCACAGAGUUUCAAAUUAACUAAAGCACAGCUUGGUCUUCUGGGAAAAGAAAAACACUGUUAAUGUCUUUGUGGGCUCAGAUAUAAAAUCCAUUAUAAAAAAAAUCAAUAAUAAAUUCAGUUCAUGAUUAAAUAUUUUUCAAGCUAGCUGGAAAACAUUUAAGAUUCAUAUGCUUGCAUGCCAUCAUUAAAUACUGGUUCCAGGGUUUGGGGAGUGAGUUUGAGAAAUGCUUUUUUCCCAAACCUUCUGGGGCUCAGUGAGGCUAAAAAACCAGGUGCAUCCAAGAUCUGAUUUCACAGCAAGAUUUACUGCUUUACAAACACAAACAUGAUACUUGGUCUUAAUAGAAAAAUAACAUCAGAUACACCCAGAAUAUGUUUGGCAUUGGGAGAGCUGCCAGUAUGGCACAAAACAUAGGAUUUUAGAACCUGGGAGGUGUGAAAAUAAACUGUAUCUUGUAUUUUGGUACAUCAGGAACACCUGUUUGCUUGAAAUAAGACCUUCGGUACUCUUAAGUGGAAAACUUCAAUACUUGUCUUGGGCUCCAAUUUAGUGUUUGAUCUAAAUGUGAUCUAAAUGACAUUUCAUACGUCUGACUAGUGCACUUACUGUUAUGUACAGAAUUUAAAUUGUGAUGGUUUUAGUAUAAAAUCUGGUUUGAUACAUGAUAUAAACUACUUGGAAUUGUAUAUUUAAGAUCAAGCAAAUGUUUUUGUGAACUAUUUCUACUGAAGAAUGUAUUUAAAUUAAAAUAAUUAAAAAUAAA